CUAAAAAAUCAUUAAACCGUGUUCGUCAAAGUUGAGCUGGCGACAUCGACAACGCACUGACGGCACAGACUUAUAAUAUUAUUUUUCUUUUUUUGAAAAAGAGUAAUUAAUUCCUAACGAAAUAUGCGUUAAUCGAUGUUUUUCUUGUUUGUGUAAUCUUUCUAAACAAUGCCUAAUAAGUUGUUUAUGUGAUAAGUGUGUUUUUGUGUGUGUAUGUGUGUGUGUGUGUGAGGAAAAAAUAGAACCAAAAAUGUAUCACCACGAGUAUGAAAAGAGACUUUUAAAGCCUAGCAACGAUGACCACACGGACUCUCCAUCACCAACGGGUCUUUCAUCGCCCGCAUAUUAUUCACCAACAAAAAUUGGAAACAACAGCUACGAUCGUUUUAUUCCAACGCGAGCUGGAAAUAAUUGGCAGGUAUCAUUUUCAAUGAUAUCAGAAAAUAGUCGAAGUGGUUUAGUUACAAAAAAAACACGGGAAAAUGGUGAAGGUAGUCGUGAUGGAAUUGCCUAUUCGUGUCUAUUAAAAAAUGAAUUACUCGGUGCAAGCAUUGAAGAUGUUAAAGGUCAAUGCGAUGAGCGAAGAAUAUUAUCGCCGCUCAGUAGUAAAAAUCUUUUUAGGUAUAUGACACCAACAAAAGAUCGAACACUUUUAAACCAGAGUUUGCCUUAUUCCCUGUCACCGCUCAGUGCCAAGAGCCAGAAGCUCCUACGUUCGCCUCGAAAGGCAACAAGAAAAAUUUCCAGAAUUCCAUUUAAAGUUCUCGAUGCACCAGAAUUACAGGAUGAUUUUUAUUUAAAUCUCGUCGAUUGGUCAUCGCAAAAUGUUUUAAGCGUAGGACUUGGAAGUUGCGUUUAUCUUUGGUCGGCUUGUACUAGUCAAGUGACAAGAUUAUGUGACUUAUCUAGUGAUGGAAAUACGGUUACAUCGGUCGCUUGGAACGAGAGAGGAAACCUCGUCGCCGUUGGCUCACAUUCUGGCUAUAUCCAGGUAUGGGAUGUGGCAGUGAAUAAAGAAGUAAGUAAAUUGGAAGGUCACAAUGCAAGAGUGGGCGCCUUAGCAUGGAAUGGAGAAGUUUUAUCAUCGGGAAGUCGAGAUCGAUUGAUUCUUCAACGAGACGUAAGAACACCAUCAGUGGUGGGUGAACGUCGUUUAGGUGCUCACAGACAGGAAGUUUGUGGCCUAAAAUGGUCACCAGACAAUCAAUAUUUAGCAUCGGGUGGUAAUGAUAAUCGUCUCUAUGUUUGGAAUCUUCAUUCAUUAUCGCCAGUGCAAACAUACACGGAACAUACAGCCGCAGUGAAAGCAAUUGCCUGGUCACCCCAUCAUCAUGGCCUUCUUGCAUCAGGCGGUGGUACUGCCGAUCGACAUAUACGUUUUUGGAAUACAUUAACCGGUCAACCAAUGCAGAGCAUCGACACCGGUUCACAAGUUUGUAAUCUCGCUUGGAGUAAACAUAGUUCGGAAUUAGUCAGUACACAUGGCUAUUCGCAAAAUCAAAUUCUCGUUUGGAAAUAUCCCUCAUUGACUCAGGUAGCCAAAUUAACUGGACAUUCCUAUCGAGUUUUAUAUUUGGCAAUGUCACCCGAUGGCGAGGCAAUUGUCACUGGCGCUGGCGAUGAAACACUUCGCUUUUGGAAUGUUUUUAGUAAAGCUCGUAGUCAAAAAGAAAAUAAAUCGGUACUGAAUUUAUUCACUAGCAUUCGGUAAUUUAAUAUUAUUUAAAAACAAAAAAAAGAAAAUUUAAAAUUAAAAAACAAAAAAAAAUACUAAAUGUAAUGACAUAAGAGAGAACAAAUUAUAUCGUGCAUCGAGCUUUCAACUUUUUCUCAGUAUGGCGGGGAAUAAAUUAUUAUUCUGAGAAAGUCAAAGCUUGUUUGCUCUAAUAAUGUAAAUAACAAAAUGGUAAUGAAAAAAAAAAAUUAAUAACAUUUAAAUGUUUUAUAUUCUUUAAAAGAAUUUUUCAAAUACAAGUUUUAGUAGAGAGAGAGAGAGAAACCAUUAACUGGUUUUUUUUUUUUAAUUGUAAAGCUUUGCAGUCUGCAAAGUGACGAGCCAAUUCUCGUGCAAUACUUUAACACUGCACCUUUCAUCCGAUUUUCAAUUUAAAUGAUAAUUAUAAUUUUUCAAAAAGGUUAUUUUUCUUUGGAAUAUGUUUUUAAAAGUCAAAAAUAUGUUCUUGAAUUAAUAAAAAAUAGACUUUUUGCAAAUGAUUCAAAUUUGAAAUAAUUAAUUUUUUUCAAGUCAUAUUUAUAAUCGUGAGGAAAAAUUCAAUUUUUAACAAAAAUUAAUUAGAUACAGUUUAAAAUUAUAGAAUUAAAAAAAAAAUGUAACUUUAAUCUAAAACAAUUUGUUAACAUAAUUAUUUGUUUAAAAAAUUUUAAAUAGAAAAUAAUAUUAAUAAUUAUUUUAAAAUAAUAAAUAUAUAUUUAAUAUUUUAAUAUUAUUAUUAUUAUUAUUAUUAUUAUAUUAUUUUAAUAAUAUUUUCUAUUUCCAAACUUAAAAUUUUGAACAAUUAAUAAAAGUAAAAUAGGUAUUAUCAAAUAUAAGAAUUCAUUAAUUUAAAAUUACUGAAAAAAUCCCCUCGAAUGAAUAAAUUUUGGUAGAAGUUUAAAUUAAUAAUAAAAGAAAAUCGGAGUCUCAAUACAUGAAAAAAAAAAAAUUGUUAAUUUCGGGGAAAAGUGCUCUAUAUGCUCUAAAGUUUGCAGAUUGUCUCUUUAGAAUAAAAUACAUAUUCUAAUAAAACAAAAAAAAAAUAAAAUAAAAUUUUGUCUUUCUAUCUGCGGAGUUAAAGAUUUUUCUUUUCUUUGAAAAUUGUCAAACCGCCUACCUCUAAUCAGAAUAUUAGUUUAUAAAUAAAAAAUCUGCGGUAAACUUGUCAGUCAUGUAUAAAAUAUGUUGACCAGGAUUAAUGAAUUGACUAAUUUAUAUUAAACAUAAUAUAAAUAUAAAAUAUAUAUUAUAUUAUAUAUAUAUAUAUAUAUCGCAAAGUUAAAUUUGCUUUACGAUUAUAAAGAAAGUCGACAAAGAUAGAAUGGAGUACAAAUAAUGGUCAGAAUAAUGUUUUGGGUAUAGUAGUUUAAAUUACGACUUUUUUUUUAUUUUAUUUUUUUUUCUAGGAUUGAGGAAUUCGAAUUGUUUAACAUUUCGAAAUUUCAUAUCGCGUUGCUUUAAGGCACCCUUAAAAAUUUAUAUAAAGGCUGAUACGUUUUGUAUUAAAACAAAAUAAAAAAAAAACAGAAGAGCAAGACUAUUAUAAAAACUAACGUACUACAUAAUUGAAAAAUUGACUUAUAUUAUUAUUUAAAAAAAAAAUUCUUUUCUUUUACACAUAUGCUUUCUUCCUUUUUUUUCUUGAACUUUAGCAAUAGUAAAUCUAAGCGUAGGUUUAAUUUGUGAUUUAUUAAGUUCUCUGGUCAAAGAUCGCUUUGUUGAAAAAAAUAUUUUAUUUUACACAUGUUAUUAAAUUACAUGUGGUUUUAAUAAAAAAAAAAAAAAAAAAAAAUUCUACCGAACGAAAGUGAUCAUGAAAUUUGUAAAAUUUCAUUUAAUUUAAUUUUUUUUUUUUGAAUUUAUUUAAAAAUUUACCCAAGUUUAAAAAAAUCACAUUUUGUAUCGGAAUUUUUACAAAUAUCAAGAUCAAUUAUUUCAUUAUAAUGAAACCAUGAAAUGUUUCAAUAUUAUAUUUACAUAGAAACACUUUACAUUUAAAGAAGGGGAGGGAGAAGAAAAACAACAUCGUCUUGAAAUGACAAGUAAAAAUAAAAAAUUUAGUAAAACUAAUUUCGAAUUUUUAGUUUGAUGUACUAAGUAGAUAUAUGUAAAACGGUGAUUUUUUUUAUGUGUUGUGUGGCGAGCAAUGCGUUUAUAUAUAUUAUAUAUGCUUUUUUUAGCGUAGUUUAUCCUUUGGAAUUCAAAAAUGAAUUGAUUUCCCUUCAAAUGAAGAAUUAAUCUACUAAUUAUACAUAUAUUAAUUCUUAUAUACAUAAUAAUAUUAUGUCUCUAGCUUUUUGAAUUUUGUGCAAUCAAUCAUUUUUGAAAAUUGUAUUUUGAUAUAAUGUAUAGUUCUCUUUAAUAUAGUCAUUAGAAAGAAAGAAAAAAAAACAGUAAUCUAAACGUGCGUCGAAAAAAAAAAAUACUUGUUGAAAAAUUUAUCAAGUUUUUUGUCGUUUUCAUGAUUAAAUAUCGUUCGUUAGAGAAAUCAUUGUACAAAAAGAAAAAAAAUAUAAAAAUAAAAAUUAGCGAUCUUCUCGAAAAUUGUGAAUUUGUGUAAAAAAAAAAAAAAAAAAAAAAAAAAUAUGGAAAAUGUUUUGCAACAAGAUAAAUUCGAUAUAUUUUAGUUUCAUUUUUUGGAAAAAUUUAUUUUACUUCUAAUUUUUUGAUAUGAAUAUUAAUUUAUUUGAUUAAAAAAAAAUUUCUCUUUUUAAUUGUUUAAUUAAAUUCUUGUUGCUUAACUUUUGGUCUUUUGAGGAAAUUCUUUUAUUUUUUAUUUCCAAUUAGUAAAUUCAUUUUAAACUGAUAUCAACAGUAACUAGUAAAUAUUUAAUAAUAAAAUAUUGAAAACUGUAAUAUGCAAGUAAAACAAUAGCUGAAAAAGCAUUAAUGACACAUACAUACAUACACACACUGUAUCAAGUCUGUUAAAAUGAACAAACAGACUAUAAUACUAGACGAACAUAAUUUAAAAAUAGCGUGAUGCAAUCUAGUAUAUAUAUUUUUUAUGUAUUUGAUUUAUACAGAAUUAUAUCGAAAUAUAUUUUCUCUUGGCAAACAAUAAAUCUGAAAAUAAAGAAA
Molecule: messenger RNA, 4795 nt
Organism: Leptopilina boulardi
Lineage: Eukaryota; Metazoa; Arthropoda; Insecta; Hymenoptera; Figitidae
Gene: fzr
Product: fizzy-related protein homolog
Exons: 2
Coding region: 251-1711 (486 amino acids)
Biological process (GO): positive regulation of ubiquitin protein ligase activity; anaphase-promoting complex-dependent catabolic process; positive regulation of anaphase-promoting complex-dependent catabolic process
Cellular component (GO): anaphase-promoting complex
Molecular function (GO): ubiquitin ligase activator activity; protein binding; anaphase-promoting complex binding
Source: RefSeq, a predicted model, not a curated record